Molecule: messenger RNA, 1513 nt
Organism: Manihot esculenta (cassava)
Lineage: Eukaryota; Viridiplantae; Streptophyta; Magnoliopsida; Malpighiales; Euphorbiaceae
Product: ribose-phosphate pyrophosphokinase 4
Exons: 8
Coding region: 303-1280 (325 amino acids)
Biological process (GO): 5-phosphoribose 1-diphosphate biosynthetic process; purine nucleotide biosynthetic process
Cellular component (GO): ribose phosphate diphosphokinase complex; cytoplasm
Molecular function (GO): magnesium ion binding; ribose phosphate diphosphokinase activity
Source: RefSeq, a predicted model, not a curated record
ACCCAGUUUCGUUGUUGACCGUCAAGACAAGGAAUUUUUUCCUGUCUCCACUUUACAGUCUCCGCAAUUCCUUCCCAGUCGCCUCGCCUCUCCCUAUUGCAGCAUCGCCGCUCUCCUUCAAGCACUUCUCGCCUCUUGGACAGCCUGUCGCAGCUCCGUCUCUCCCUAUCUGCAGCUGUUAAGACCUCGUUUCUGCCAUCUCUUAGCCUCGCCUCGCCUCGCCUCGCUGACAGUUUAACCUCUACUCUCCGGUGUUCUCCUUCCGGCUCUAGGCAGUUGGGCCGAGAAAGAUAGAAAAAUAAAUGGACAAGAAGGUAGAAAAUCAAACUCAGCUUCACAAGAAGCAAGUCCAUCUCUUUUACUGCGCAGAAUGUGAAGACCUUGCCCGUAAAGUCGCUGCUCACUCGGACCUCAUCACUCUCCAAUCCAUCAACUGGAGGAAUUUUGAUGAUGGGUUCCCAAACCUUUAUAUAAACAAUGCACAGGAAAUGCGAGGUCAACAUGUUGCCUUCCUUGCAGCCUUUAGUUCCCCAGGAGUCAUCUUUGAACAACUUUCUGUCAUAUAUGCACUUCCUAGGCUGUUUGUUGCUUCAUUCACGCUAGUUUUGCCAUUCUUUCCAACUGGCUCCUUUGAGCGAAUGGAAGAAGAGGGAGAUGUUGCAACUGCAUUUACCAUGGCAAGGAUACUUUCAAAUAUUCCCAUAUCAAGGGGUGGUCCCACUAGUUUAGUCAUUUAUGACAUACAUGCUCUACAGGAAAGAUUUUAUUUUGGGGACCAUGUCUUGCCUUUGUUUGAGACUGGGAUCCCUCUGCUAAAGCAACGUCUUCACCAGCUUCCUGACUCUGAUAAGAUUGUUGUUGCAUUUCCAGAUGAUGGAGCUUGGAAACGAUUCCACAAGCUGUUGGACCAUUUUCCCAUGGUGGUGUGCACAAAGGUUCGUGAAGGUGAUAAGAGGAUAGUUCGACUAAAGGAGGGGAAUCCUGCUGGUUGUCAUGUAGUUAUUGUUGACGAUUUGGUGCAAUCUGGAGGCACCCUUAUUGAGUGUCAGAAAGUAUUGGUGGCUAAUGGUGCAACAAAAGUGAGUGCAUAUGUCACCCAUGGUGUGUUUCCUAAGCGCUCUUGGGAGCGUUUUACUCAUAAAAGUGAUGGCUCGGGAAGUGCUUUUGCCUAUUUUUGGAUCACAGAUUCAUGCCCUCUUACCGUCAAAGCCAUAGCAAAUAAACGUCCAUUUGAAGUUUUGAGUCUUGCUGGAUCUAUUGCAGAUGCUCUGAAAAUAUGAGCAAGGUACUUGUCUGGGUUUUCAUGUGGUGGGAUGUUAAUGCAUACCUGUUAUAAAUAAAAGCGGAUAUGACCCCUCCGCAUCUCCUUGUUUUUCUCAUAACCCCUUUGAUGAUUCUGGUGAUUUUUCUAUAAAAAGAGAAUUCUCCAAUACUCUUCUCAACUGGUGUUUCAUGAAGAUUAACGGUAAUCCUCUUAAAAGAGUAUUAAUAAUAUAUCUGUUUUGAUACGGUA